AUGAACCAAUUUAGACUUUUAGCGAGAAACUUUUCCAGUUCUUCAGCAUUACAAAGCACUGUAAAAAAUGUUACCGUUAUCGGAGGAGGUUUAAUGGGAUCAGGAAUUGCCCAGGUAGCAGCUCAAGCUGGUCAAAACGUGACUCUAGUUGACGUCAGCUCAGAUGUCUUAGCUAAAGCCCAGAAGUCCAUCGGCAACAAUCUGAACAGAGUCGCCAAGAAGGUGUACAAAGACAAGCCACAAGAGGGAGAGAAGUUUGUCUCCGAGGCCUUGGCGAGGAUCAAGACUGCCACUGACCCUGUCAGCGCAGCGGCUGCUGCAGACCUGGUGGUGGAGGCAAUUGUGGAGAAUAUUGGUGUCAAACAUCAGCUCUUUAAGAAGCUUGAUGAGGCGGCCCCAGCCCAUACCAUUUUAGCGUCUAACACCUCAUCCCUUUCCAUCAAUGAUAUUGCAUCUGUCGUGAAGAGAAAGGACAAGUUUGGUGGUCUCCAUUUCUUCAAUCCCGUACCAGUAAUGCGUCUUCUAGAGGUGGUCCGAGGAGCCGAGACCUCUGAUGCUACUUAUAAAACAAUGAUGGAGUGGGGCAAGAAUGUGGGCAAGACCUGCAUCACCUGCAAGGACACCCCCGGCUUUGUGGUCAACAGGCUGCUUGUGCCGUACAUUGCUGAAGCUGUUAGACUGUUUGAGAGAGGCGAUGCGUCUGCCCGUGACAUCGACAUUGCAAUGAAACUGGGAGCUGGAUACCCAAUGGGUCCCAUGGAACUGGCUGACUAUGUUGGCCUGGACACCACAAAGUUCAUCCUUGAUGGAUGGCACAAGAAAUACCCCCAGGAAACUCUAUUCAACCCUAUUCCAAUGGUUGACAAGUUGGUAUCCGAAGGAAAACUAGGGGUCAAGUCCGGUGAAGGAUUUUACAAAUACGAGAAGAAAUAAGUUUACUUGUGAAUAAAGUUCUCCAGUCAUAUAGUUGGGCAACGAAUUUUUCAAUUUCGAAUCGAUUUUCGAAUCCCACACCUUUUCAAAUAAAAGGCCGCCAAGUAGCAUUGCUGUCCGGUCUGCAGGUCAAAGGCAAAUGUAGGUUUAUCAGUUAUCACCUACGGCGAGACGAUUCGGCGGUUUAUGGCGAAGUGUUGGUCUAAGCGAUGGUCCCCUUUUACUCUUAGGCUCUUCUUGGCCCGGCAAUCGCUAUUACAUUAAUUAGAAAAAAGUAAUUCUAAAAGAAAGUAACGGGGUAAUAAUAAAUACCAUUGCCAUUUAAAACGAAUUUAACUCAUAUAGCAAGAUCGUGGGAUACUUUUAGCGAAGCCCACUACUUUGCUUUGAGUAAACAGAUUCGUUGCCCAACUUUAUGUUUAACUUUAUUACUGUUAAUCAUUUAUAUUUUUGUGUAAUGUGGAUUUUAUACCUGGUUGCUGUUAGGAUUUUAUUGUAUUAAGUAAAAAUGUAUUGCAAACAAUAUUUUCUUAUAUACACAUUAAAGUAUUUACAUUAUUA
Molecule: messenger RNA, 1494 nt
Organism: Pararge aegeria (speckled wood butterfly)
Lineage: Eukaryota; Metazoa; Arthropoda; Insecta; Lepidoptera; Nymphalidae
Gene: 3HCD
Product: hydroxyacyl-coenzyme A dehydrogenase, mitochondrial-like
Exons: 5
Coding region: 1-933 (310 amino acids)
Biological process (GO): fatty acid beta-oxidation
Cellular component (GO): mitochondrion
Molecular function (GO): NAD+ binding; (3S)-3-hydroxyacyl-CoA dehydrogenase (NAD+) activity
Source: RefSeq, a predicted model, not a curated record